Frankliniella occidentalis (western flower thrips) is the source of this 7131-nucleotide messenger RNA. It is a transcript of the gene Set2, whose product is annotated as histone-lysine N-methyltransferase SETD2. Gene Ontology annotation, cellular component: nucleus; chromosome. Lineage: Eukaryota; Metazoa; Arthropoda; Insecta; Thysanoptera; Thripidae. Gene Ontology annotation, biological process: regulation of DNA-templated transcription. Gene Ontology annotation, molecular function: histone H3K36 methyltransferase activity; protein binding. The record is from RefSeq and is a predicted model, not a curated record. Bases 329 to 5650 code for a protein of 1773 amino acids. The transcript has 16 exons.
GAGAACUCCACAACCACAACUCCUUACUUACCAUUUUGUAUUAAUUUCUACCUGCAGUCAAUAAUUCACAUUUGUGUAAUUUCAAUAGAACUUGGACACCAUUAUAACUUAACUAAGUGGACAAAUUCUGCAUUCAUUCUAGGCUCCAAUUGAGUUUUUUUUCUUGCCCUAUUCCUAUCUCUUAGGGGUUUUAUUUUUCUAGUUUUACAUUAUUAAUGACAGUUUUGUUUUCCUUUGUCAACAUUAUAACUCUUAAUGUCUUUGGAAUAGUUUGUUUUCAUCAAUAGGCACAAGUUUUGUUUUUGCACUGAUCAUCAAACGACCCCUAAUGGAUAAAGCACCCAUUUUGAUGAGUUCUAGGAAGUGCUUCUGUACUGAAGACACAGCAAGGAGCAUGGCACGGAAAAAGAAAGGAAGCAGCAAGCUUAAUUCUGUGCCCGAAGUAGAAGAAGGUGAAAGAGAGAGUCCUACGAAAGGCCUCCAAUCCAAUGGGCUUCCUGAGGAAUCUCAGAAUGGUGCAGUGGAUAGUGAUGAUGAGGAUGGUGUAAAGUCUGGCUAUUCCUAUCAACUUGCUAAAGAAGCUGCCAUGUCUCCAUCAACAACUGUUGUCCAUAAAAAAUUUGGGAAAAUCAGUUGUUUGCCUCCUGAUGCCGAACACAGUGAUCCAAAUGGAGAUUCUGAGGGCUCAAGCCAAGACCUUAUGGACACGAAUAUGGUGGAGGAGGAAGAGGAUGGAAGUGACAGUGCUGAGCUGUUGGAGGUGGUCUUAGCUCAAGAACAAGGUGAAGUUAGUGGUGGUAGUGUUGAGGAUGAUGAAGGAAUGGAGGACAAUGAUACAGAGACCAUAGUCGUCGAGGUUGAGGAAGGCAUGGUUGAUGAAAUUGAUCAUCAAAAUACCGUUAUAGUUCAAGUUGUUGGUGAUGAUCUUAUGUAUUCGGAGGAAGAUGGAGCAACUAUCUGGGAAGUAGAGACUGUUGAAGAAAUAGAGCAUGAUGGCUUACUUCAAGAAUCAGAUGAAGCAGUUCAGGAAGAGGUGACUUUGUCUGAGAGGGAUGAGAAUACACUCGAAGAUUGUACUGAAAAUUCUGAAGAAUCAGCUGGCAAUAGUGUUACAUCUUCUGGGAUUUUGGAAAAAACUGAUGGACAUGAAUCAGAUGUUUCAUCAUCUCUUGUUAGCAGGCACCCAUCUGCACUGGAUAGUGACAUGUCUGACAGAGAAGCUGAUGAUGAGCAGUUAGCUAUGAAAAGUAAGCUGUCUCCAGAUGAAAUAAAUCAAAUGGUCCUAGGGUCGAGUUGUGGUAUUGUUAAUGUUGCUGUAGAAGAACUCACUUGUGAAAAAGAUUCGGAUGACCCUGAUAAGAUUCACCUUCUUCAACGAAGAGAAAGUGUCAUCACUCGUAGAAGUAGUGAUGAUGGGGAUAGGGAAAUGGAAGUCAACUCAAGGCUCAAAGGCAGUCCAAUUCAUGUUUAUGGCAAUUCAAAGAAAAAUAAGUCAUCUCUUAAAAUACCUGAAACCUCUGUGAUCAAAUCUAAUUGUGAGCUUACUACACCUCCUAGAAGAAAUGUAAUAUGCUUAGAUGAUUCACCAUUGAAAUCACCACCUUCAAAAGAACGACCUGGAUCAAGUAAGAGAGAUGAUGUGUGUACCAAUGAACUUCCUAUUUCAAGUAUUGGUGGUAGCCUUUUUAACGUAAACUUAAACUCACUUAGUGUGAAACAACAUAAUCUUAACAAGUCCCCUUUCAAAGAUGGUCCUGCUGCUUUUGGAAUUGACCCAAUUGUUAGAAAACCUAAAUCUAAUGAAGAAGAUCUUGAAAUGAAGAAGAGCAAUUCUAUUCGCAAUAGAAGUGGAAGUAGUGAUACAACAGGGUCAGACAGUGGGUCAAGGAGUCCAACAGUACGUAGGAGUACACGGAUCCGUGCUCCUGCUGCCAUCCAUAAAAAGCAAACUGUGUCCAAGGCAUCCUUAGAGUCUCUUGAUUCACCAAAAGAAAACCCAUCCUCUUCAACCAGCCUGUCUAGUGUUCGAACUCCUACCAAUACAACAUCUCCUUCAGAUGUAUCAAUGCCUGUCAAAGUGAAGUCCAGGUGGCGACGGUCAAGCGAGCUUGAAAUGGGCAACAUUGGCUCAUCGGAAAGUGAUGUUGGAACCACUGUACCUUCUCCUUCACAACCACCUGAGCCCCCUCCCUUACCAGCACCAACCUCCCACAGUGUUGUGCUUUCUGAGAAAGAACUUCAAAUUAAAAAAGAAAAAGAGGAACAAGAAAUCUCUGAUCAUCUCAAGGACUUUCAAAUUCUGACUGAAAAUCUGUACCUGACUGAAAGAAUAAAGAGCAAAGAUGCAAAGCGCAUGGCUUGUGACUGCUCACUGAGCAAAGAUGAAAUAGGAAGAGGCGAAAUGGGAUGUGGAGAGGACUGUCUCAAUAGACUCUUAAUGAUUGAAUGCGGAUCUCGAUGUCCUGUAAAAAACAUGUGUUCCAACAAGAGGUUUCAGUCUGCUGAAUAUGCUAAAUGUGAAAUUUUCAAGACUGAAAAGAAAGGGUUGGGUUUGAGGACAACAGAAGAUCUGUCCGGAGGUACUUUCAUAAUGGAGUAUGUUGGGGAAGUACUAGACCCUAAAGAAUUCCGAAAACGUGCCAAAGAAUAUUCCAAAGAUCAGAACAAGCACUACUACUUUAUGGCUCUAAAAUCUGAUGCUAUAAUUGAUGCAACCAUGAAAGGCAAUCAUUCAAGAUUCAUUAACCAUAGCUGCGAACCUAAUGCAGAAACACAAAAGUGGACUGUCAAUGGAGAACUUCGCAUUGGAUUUUUUACUACUAAACCUAUCUCUGCUGGGGAGGAAAUAACUUUUGACUAUCAGUUUCAAAGAUAUGGGAAAGAUGCUCAAAGAUGUUACUGUGAGUCUAGUGUUUGUCGAGGCUGGAUUGGAGGUGAUCCAGACUCAGAAAAAAGCCAAAACCAAUGGCAAGAGUGGAAGGGCAAGGAUUCCUCUACCAAAAAGAAACGUGAUAAAGAUAAAGACAAGGAUAAAAGAAGAGAAGAUAUUGAUCUGGAAGAGGAAAUUGAGAAAUUAUGUUCUUCUGGACUUAAAAGCCGUGCUCACACAUUAACAUUAUGCAGGCUUAUGGUUCGUGCUGAAGAUAUACACUCUAGAGCAAAACUUUUAAAACUUCUCAGAGAUGGUGAACCAGCAUGUUGUCGACUAUUCUUGGAUUAUCAUGGCCUUCGUCUCAUCUGGAGCUGGAUGAUUGACAACAGAACAACUGACAAUGUAGAGGCCAAAACUGAGAUUCUACGAACUUUGAAAAAGCUACCAAUUCCAAAUAAAACAAUGCUCAUAGAUAGCAAGGUUUGGGGAGUAGUGGAGCGUUGGUCUCAAUUGAAGUCAAGCACAGAGCCUAGUCCUUCAAACAGUGAAAGAACAUUUGAGGAAGAGUCUAGCAAUGAUCUAUCAGACAAGUUAGAAUCAGAAGACAGGAAGCCGAAGUCUCCCAACACUGAGGAAAAGGCUGUGCUUCAGCCAGACACACUUUCCAACAAACUUGACAGCAAGAACCCCUCUGCAUCCAUGGAUAUAGAUGGAGAUGUGAAAGGGGAUUCAACAGACAGUGAUACAAAGGCCUGUGCAGAGCUUGCCUCCCUCAUAAUGCAAAACUGGUAUUCAUUGAAAGAAGUGUUCCGGAUCCCUAAAAAAGAACGCAUUGAGCAGAUGAAAGAACAUGAGAGAGAAGCAGACCAACAUUACAAAGAAUUAGAUGAGAGAUAUCGAGAAGGGGACAGAUCAUCAUAUGAUCGAUAUGAUAGGCAUAGGGAUGAACGGAGGAAGAGAUCGCGAGAGUCACCUGACAAUGACAGAGGGCGACGUCCAAGACUUGAGGAGCGUUCCAAGUAUGAUGACAGGCGCCAUGAUGAGCGGUCCAGGUAUGACAGGUCAAGGUAUGAGGAUAGGAAAUUUGAAGACAGAAAGCAUGAGGACAGGAAGUAUGAGGACAGAAGGCAUGAAGAGCGUCAUCGUGUGCUAGAGGAAGUGCCUCGAGCAGAGGAAAGGCAUCUUGAUGUCAAGCUCAGUAAAGAAGCUCGUAGAAGAGCCUUUGCUCUUAAAGUUCAGCAAGAAGAAGAACAACGGGAAGCCCGACGCCUGCAGGCUGAAAAAGCUGUAGAGGCACAGAGGCAAGCACAAGAGGAUUGGUGGCGCUACCAUGAGGAAAGAUGUCGUCAAUUAAAUUUGAACCCACAUGUCACAGCCGCCAUUUUUAAUUCUCAGUAUUAUGAUCCUGUUACCAACCAAUUACUGGCUUAUACAACUCCUCAAGAUCCCAACCUACCUCAACAUACUUACCCUACGGAUGCUAGUCAUGCAUCUCUUCUGUUUGCUGCCAAUCCUGGAAAUGCCAUUCCUACCCAAAUUCAAGGGACCCCAUUUUCUGGAAUGUUUCAAGGAGCAACCCCACAGCCCUCCCCCUAUGAGAGUAGCCACAUACCUCCAGGAGUUUCACCAGUACCUAAUGGCGUUUCUCCUGUAGUGAUACCAGGACUAACACAUGGCUCUAACCCGACAGCUGCUGAUUCAAGUCUUGUGACACAGGCUGGAACAUUAGAACCUCAGCCGUCAACUUAUCCUGCACCUGUUUCUGAGGAGUCCUAUGCCCAGGACACUGUGCCACAGACAUUCCAGCUCUCUGGAGCACCCACAGAAAUUCAACAACCAGCUGUUCAAUAUCUGCCGCCGCCAGUUCCAGUUAAAUUACCACCCAAAUGGAAAUCUGCAAAGGAUGCUGAGGGCCGCACAUAUUACUAUCAUGUGAAAACCCGUGUAUCUCAAUGGGAGCCACCACAAGUUCCUGUUUCUGUGCUGGAAUCUGUGGAGAGUGAGUCCUCUUCAUCAUCGAGUGAGGAUGAAAACGAGGAUGACAACGAAAAUGAAGAGGAAGAAUCCGAUUCUACUGACGUGGAAGAGAAGCAGGAGGAAGAUGAGGAGGAAGAGGAAGACGACGCCGACAUGCCUUUGACGGUGGAACAAGGACUUGGCAUGGCCGCCCACCACCAGCAGCUCAUGCUGGCUGACCCAGACUAUCCCAACUUCAGUCCGAGGCCGACGGGCGCGGAGGUCCGCAAGAAGCGUCGCGUCGGGCUUGUCCAGGAGCACAUCAUUAGUCCCAGAAGAGAGGAGGAGAGAACAGAUCCGAAAAUAUACAAGCAAAUAAAGGAAAAGAUCCGUCGUCAGAAAGAGAAGAAGAAGCAAAGGGAACGUGAUGGGAAAAGUAGCAAAAAGCGACACAGAGAUAGUGAGAAAUCAAAGACUGUAUAUUCCCUUGAAAAGCCUGUCACUGUUGCUGCCGAUACGUCAAGUGAUGCAGCAAGGAAGAUUAAAGAUCAGUUUAGAUUAAAUAUGGCUGGUGUUAUAGUAACACACCUCAAUCCAUAUCGGAAACCAGACUGCAGAAUGGGCCGUAUCACUAACACAGAAGACUUCAAACAUUUGGCUCGAAAGCUCACACACUUUGUAAUGCUCAAAGAAUUAAAGCAUUGUAAAGCUGUUGAUGACUUGGAGUGCAAUGAUAAUGUGAAACAUAAGGCCCGGGACUUUAUUAAAAAAUACAUGGCAAAAUUUGGUGAUGUUUACAUUAGACCUAAAGAUGACGACUGACAAAACCGCUCCCCAGUCCCAGGUACAUCCAGCCGUGUCAACAAAUUAAAUUGGGAAAAUCUUGAGCUGGGGCUGGGGAUUGGUGUAGGAGAAUUCCUUGAGUGGCAGGAUGCAGCCCAAAGUUCAAGCACCGAAGAAGAAGGACCCAAACGAGUGGUUAGGCAUCUUCAGAAUGCGGUUCAAUUCCCUUGGAAUGGUCAGGAAGGUGAGAAGUUUGGUUAUACUGUGGAGGAGACUUUUAUGCCCUACAAAUUAAAAAUGAUCUCAAUGUGAUCUUAGUUGUUCACACUGAAAGAAUUUUUAUACUCCGUCUAAUGCUCAAGUGUUCAAAUUUUCCCUCACAAUGUAUUGUUUGAAAAGAACAUUUUAGACCAAGGUGAUAAUAUUUUUUCAUUGACGUCUUACUUGUCGAUUACUGUGAAAAUAAAAUUUACUGCUGUCAUGUGGCCCAUGGAUGCCACAUGUUCGACUAUCUUGCCUUGAUAUCUUUUGGAAUUCUGGGGUUAUUUGUUUUGCAAUUGUUUAGUGUGGUGUCAUUUUAAAUUGCAAUUCCGAGAAUUCUGCAGCAAGUAAUAUGUGAUCUGAUCGAAAAUGAAGGGAGCAAAAUUGUUAAAUAGUUUAUGGACUCGAUACUGUUAUUUGCCAAAUUAUAUAUGUGUUAUAUAUGAAUGGCCCAUUUGUAUCUAUACGAAAGGUGGCUCAUGUCUACUUGCCUUGUCCAUUAGAUAUCUCAAUGUGAACCAAUUUUACGUAUAGGUAUCUGCUCGCCUGAGGUAUUGGAAAUUUACAUAAUCCAUGUAGUAUUCUAUUUUGAUUUGCCUUUGUAUUUAGAUUUUUCUAUCUGGAAUUUUUUUCUAGGGUUCAUUCAUUCCUAUUUCUUUGAUUAGACAGGAAAAGAUUCUUCCUAAUUUUUCCAUUUGGUCUUAGUUACAUGAGAUCCGUAUAUUAACUGACAUCCUUUCCUGUUUUAAGGUUUUUAAUGAGACCUGCUUCACAUAGCUCUAAUUUGUUGAUUGUUGUUUUACUGUCUUAUUCAUAAUAUCCUUCUUAUGAAAAAAUAUCCUGGAGUACACAUUUCCUUUUAUAUGAAUGGUAAGGCUAGAUAAUCAUGAAGUUUUAUAAUUAAAUUUUUUUUCAGUGCAGGCAACGUUUUUACUGUACAGAAUGUGAUUUACUGUAUGUAAUUGUUGAGCAAUUGUUUGAGAUGUACAGAUUGAGUCAUCUUUUUUCAUAUUGUAAAGUAAUUUACUAGUCUUGAAUUAUUCAUCAACAGUUUCUACAAGAUGUUGAUGCAUGAAAUGUGAAUAUAACAAAAAGCUUGUACAAAGUAAUUUAUCAUCUCUUCCUCAAUUUCUUUAGGAUUAUUGUGAUAGCCUAGAUUUGUUAUGUUUCCAUAGCAAGUAGGUCUGGAAAUCGUUUCCUUUGAGUACAUUGUACAGUAAUAUUUACUUCAUCUUUCAAUAAAUGUCAUACCAGCUUUU